Messenger RNA from Asterias rubens (European starfish), 2330 nucleotides. RefSeq names its product bacterial hemoglobin-like. Bases 59 to 583 code for a protein of 174 amino acids. The record is from RefSeq and is a predicted model, not a curated record. Gene Ontology annotation, molecular function: heme binding; oxygen binding. Lineage: Eukaryota; Metazoa; Echinodermata; Asteroidea; Forcipulatida; Asteriidae. The transcript has 3 exons.
CGACCGUACUUUUUAUUUUUAAACAUUUGGAAUUUAUUUUUAACGGCGUGAGUGAAAAAUGGACGGUGUUCACGGAGGUGUCAGCAUCGGGGAUGAGAGGCGGUUUGCCCGGGAGGAUAAGGCGGAUGAAGGCCCCCUUGGGAAAGACCAGAUCGAGACGCUGCAGAAAUCGUGGGAAAUAAUUGCGGAUAAAUCACACGAGAAUGGAAUAACUCUUAUCAAAAGGCUCUUGGACGAGCACCCAGAUGAGCUCGUCCCACUGUUUUCCUUUGGCAAAGCGGGGCUCAGCAGGGAGGAGAUGUACCAGAAACCGGCGUUUUUCAGGCACUGUAAGGGCGUCAUGUCCACACUGGGUGUCGCCGUGAACAACCUCGGCGACCUUCAAGCGAUCGUCCCGGUGCUGGAAAAAUUGGGCGCGAAACACAAUACCAAGAAGGUGAAAGCAGCACAUUUUGAGUACCUACAAGAAGCAUUUGUGUACAUGCUUCAGCAGGCACACGGCCAAGACUUGAAUGACGACAUAUUGGAUGCAUGGACAGCAGUGUUUGCUGUAGUUGCUGCAACGAUGGGCAGCAAAAUGUAGAAUGAUGUGGUAAAGUUAGUUUGAUACUGAACAUUCACCAUUCACAUAGGUUUGUACAGCGAAUGUCUACUUUACAUUAAAUAUUGAACAUUACAUUGAUAUUCGCUGUACAGGUGAAUGUCCAAUAUCCAAUGUAUCAAACUAACUUUAGCGUCAUGCUUCGCCGACUUAUGUCUAGAUUUCUGAGAAUGAGGAGUGUAAUGAUCCAGUCUUCUGAAACUCCCACACAAAUGAACAAUAUUAUUACAUGAGGAAUUGGUCUUCUCAGCAUUUUAACACUGUAGCUGGCAUGUGUUAGAUUCGGUAUAAAUAAUCUUGACUGAACGAUGGUGGAGGGAACUUGAUUCACAAACCAUUCAUUGUUUAAGGUGGUGGCAAAGGACUCCGCUAUACACUGCACAAACUUGUGUUUUAAACUUGACACCAUGUGCGUUGUCACAUUAUAGAAACCCUGAGAGAGAAUACAUAUUAACACCAUGGGUUAGGCAGAAACUAGUGUUGUUUCAACACCGGUGUGUAAAUUGUAAUUCUUUGUUUGGUGUUUACACUUAACAACACCCACUGUGUCAAUUUUAGCACCAUACAGUGCCGUCUAUAAACGUUGUUAAUGGUCUUAUUUUUGUAUACAAUAAAAUGUUUAUUGAACGUUCCUUGGUACUUUGACUCACGGUGAGGCUUAACCCAUGCAAACUGACUCAAAGGAUACCCACAAUCGUGUUAAAUUGAUUCUUUUAUUAAUAUGUUUUCUUGAAUAUUCUUCAUUGAUAUAGCCAUUCAUAAGACACUGUCACUCAUUGUAAAUGUAAAUAUUCGAAACUCCUCACAAAAGCAGGUCAUGGUGCUUACUUCGAAUUAAACUUGUAAAAUGAAUUUAGGUGUUUUUGUACAUUAUAGUUCUUUGCUUAAUUUAAAGGUGUCUUUUUGGUCGACAUUUUGUGUAAACAAAAACCAGGCUGGUAUCUACACCAAUAACCAACGAAUUGAGGGCUCCAUCGGGACCCAAUGUUAUAGAUCUAAUAAUUUUACUAAAAAAAUGUUAUUCAAAGGGGUAUUUUCGUCAUGAUCAUCAUGCCUGUGGUUGUACAUUGUGAACGCUAAAUCAGUUACUGAACAUGUGCAGUAGCUAGCCGUCAGAAACAGUCAGCUGAUGUUGGUAAGUCAUUACGUCACACGUGCGUGCAUCUACGUCACGCCCCCAACGUUUUCGCUACGGCAUUUCGUAUAAACACCUCCCCAACCCUGAUUAGGCAUAAUAACAGUGCUUGUUUUGAUUUUUGGUUUGAAGGAUAUAAACACAGUCAUAUAGCAUCAUAUAGUCUUGACUCAAGACGGUUCCUAUAUUUUUUUCAACAAAUAUUGGUCAACAGUUUUGUAUAAAAGUUAAAUAUAUUUAUGAACAAACAACUUUAACAAUGUAUGUUUAAUCAGAAUAAAAUUUAUUGGUAAUAAAUAUUUCAUCCAUUAUUGUGAUGAAUUUAUUUCAAGAUACACAUCAUUUUAAAAAAAGUUGUACUUUAUUUUAAUUAUGAAUAAACAUACCAGGCAACCCAUGAAUAUUUCAAACUUAACGGUUAUGUUUUCGACAAUUAUCCCUGUUUUUAAAACACCACUUUGGCUGCCUAUAAGUCUCCGCCAUUAGUUUUGAAAACGUGCACUUUUUGACCCAGGCUUCAAGCAGGGCCCAAUUUCAAAAAGCUGCUAAUAAGCACAACAAUUUGCCAAGCAUGAAAUUUUUGCCUUGAUCAAA